This is a messenger RNA of Aspergillus piperis CBS 112811, 1262 nucleotides long. It is a transcript of the gene tif1, whose product is annotated as putative eukaryotic translation initiation factor 4. Bases 203 to 1042 code for a protein of 279 amino acids. The record is from RefSeq and is a predicted model, not a curated record. The transcript is spliced from 3 exons. NCBI's taxonomy places the organism in Eukaryota, Fungi, Ascomycota, Eurotiomycetes, Eurotiales, Aspergillaceae. Gene Ontology annotation, molecular function: RNA helicase activity; RNA binding; ATP binding.
AAUCCAUUAUGCUAACUAGAGCAUCCCAGGCCACGAUGUCAUUGCUCAGGCUCAGUCUGGUACCGGAAAGACUGCCACUUUCUCCAUCUCCGCUCUCCAGAAGAUCGACCCGGAGCUCAAGGCCUGCCAGGCUCUGAUUGUCGCUCCCACCCGUGAGUUGGCUCAGCAGAUCCAGAAGGUCGUUAUCGCCAUCGGUGACUUCAUGAACAUUGAGUGCCACGCUUGCAUUGGUGGUACCAACGUCCGUGACGACAUGAACACCCUCCGCAACGGCCCCCAGGUCGUUGUCGGUACCCCCGGUCGUAUCCACGAUAUGAUUGAGCGCCGUGUCCUCAAGACCGACCAGAUGAAGCUCUUCAUCCUCGACGAGGCUGAUGAGAUGCUUUCUCGUGGUUUCACCGAGCAAAUCUACGACAUCUUCCAGCUCCUCCCCCAGUCUACCCAGGUCACCCUGCUGUCCGCUACCAUGCCCCAGGAUGUCCUUGAGGUCACCACCAAGUUCAUGCGUGACCCCAUCCGUAUCCUGGUCAAGAAGCAGGAGCUUACCCUCGAGGGUAUCAAGCAGUUCUACAUUGCUGUCGAGAAGGAGGAGUGGAAGCUCGACACCCUCUCCGAUCUCUACGAGACCGUCACCAUCACCCAGGCCGUCAUCUUCUGUAACACCCGCCGCAAGGUCGACUGGCUCACCGACAAGCUCACUGCCCGUGACUUCACCGUCUCUGCCAUGCACGGUGACAUGGAGCAGGGCCAGCGUGAUGUUAUCAUGAAGGAGUUCCGUUCCGGAUCUUCCCGUGUCCUGAUCGCCACUGACCUUCUGGCCCGUGGUAUCGAUGUCCAGCAGGUCUCCCUGGUCAUCAACUACGACCUUCCCGCCAACCGUGAGAACUACAUCCACCGUAUCGGUCGUGGUGGUCGUUUCGGUCGUAAGGGUGUUGCCAUCAACUUCGUCACCGCUGACGAUGUCCGCAUGAUGCGUGAGAUUGAGCAGUUCUACAGCACCCAGAUCGAGGAGAUGCCCAUGAACGUUGCUGACCUCAUCUAAACUCCCUAAUACCAUCACCUAACGUCCCUCGAUGCGGAUUACGAAUGCAGUUGCCAAUAACGCUCCAAGGGUGAGCUGCGGUGGGAAAGACGUUUUGACAUCGUUGCGCUUCUCUUGGUAAAGGAGAAUCCUUCAAAAAGUGGCUUUCUGUGUCUCCAGCAUUUUCUCUUUUAGCAGUGGCGAGCGGGAACCGUCUUAGUCUGCGUGUUUCUGUCUUGUU